Pseudo-nitzschia multistriata is the source of this 1221-nucleotide messenger RNA. NCBI's taxonomy places the organism in Eukaryota, Bacillariophyta, Bacillariophyceae, Bacillariales, Bacillariaceae. The record is from the annotation of a GenBank genome assembly.
AUCGGAUGAUGGCACAACAUCGGUAUGGUAGGAUCGAGUGAGCACAACUCAAAAUAGCAUUAUGACAAGAAAUACACCUGKUCUCUUUUUCAUCGUUACCUGUAGCUUUGCUUGCAAUGCGUUACAAACUCUUCCUUUAAAAACCAACAGUGAUCGGUUUGUAUUAAGUUCUGGUCCACCAAACCAACAAUUACCGACAAUUCUCUGGGACACCCCUUUGGAAGUCGAUUUCAUCAAUGACGAUGCUGUUGAAGAAAAGGUGGAAGUAAUGAGAGGAAUAGAGGAUUCGAAUGGCAAUGAGGAGGAAACAACGCUGACAUUGCAAGGUAAAAUAUCCGUAUCUUCAAGUAGACUUCCAAAGGACUCGGCUGAAGAUGUUUCCAGAUUCUUUCGAGCGCCAGAACAUCGCAAUUUGCUUGUCACUGGUGGAGGUGAAAGGCCGUGCACCGAAGUCGACUUCACAUCGGAACUGUUAAGUGACUGGAGGAGUCGGUGCCUCGAACUUGGUUCCAAUCAACCUGACGAGAACGAUUCCGUCCUUUCUGUUAUCACCCGAGGGAUCGAGUUUCCCGGGCUCAAGGUCGCUACGAGUUCGUUAAUCGGCGUCAAGUACGUGGAAAGCGAAACCGAGAGUCCUCGAUAUGAAUUUGUCCUCCUCAGCAACGAGCAGACAGUGUCAGGUCUCGCGCCCGCUGUUUGGAUAUUCAACAAACUAACAGGGGCGGGUGAGAACGGCAGCGGGAACAAUUCUAAAUUCAAAUCCCUCACGAUAGUCACUUACGAAGAAGACAACGGGAAAAUUGUCUUCAUGACCGAUGGAUUUCUCAGUAUUGAUAUUACUUUUCCAAGCUUUCUCCUGAAAAUCUUGCCUGGUGACAAGAAAAAAAUCGAAGAAAGGGGUAGUAAAUCGAUUGUGAAAACGUUGGACAGGGAUGUAGUUCAAUCUAUGAAAGCCUUCGAAAAAGCAUAUUCAGRACAAUACAAUUGACGCAGCUCAAAGAAAAUCAAUUUUUCGAUCGUUCGGGAAUCAUAUGUAACAGAUUGUCUCCAUACAGCUUCUUUUUGCCUUCGAAGUACAACGUUUUCUGUACCAGUAUGAAAUGAUGAGUGACGGUGAGAUGGAAAAGACAAACAGGAUGCAAUGAUUCAUUUUCAGAUUUUUUAAAAAUAGCUUCAGGCUUUGUCAAGUUUUCAGGGUUUGAAUAAUAAUUUUUCUUUACG